AUGGAUAUGUUUAGUCUUCAUCAAUUAAUUGCGGCGCCAAUAAAAAAUCUUAUACAAUUUCAACGUAUAAAAGAAAUAAAAUGGAUGAAUCCUCGGGCAUGUACAAAUGAAGCAUAUGUACCUACUUCGAUAGAACAUGUUGCAAAUGUAGCUACUCAUGGAAUUUGGGUUGUUCCAUCUGUGAUAGCAGGUUGGGAACUUGUUCGCCGUUCUAUAACAUGGUCACAACUAAUAUCAGCUUAUGUAUAUGGUACAUCUUUGAUACUUGUUUUUACGGUAUCAACAUUUUUCCACAGUGUACACUAUUGCAAUAAUAACAGACAACUUAAAGACGCAUUACAUCGUUGCGAUCGUGCUAUGAUUUACAUUUUUAUUGCUGCUAGCUAUUUUCCUUGGUUAAAUGUUGAUCAUUUCCCCGACGAUGAAUUAAUGUUUGCAAUGCGUUACCUUGUUUGGAUAAUGGCAAUUUUAGGUAUACUUUAUCAACAAAUCUUCCAUGAACGAUAUAAAAUGUUAGAAACAAUUUUUUAUUUAAUUAUUGGAAUUGGUCCUAGUGUUGCAAUUAUUAACGUUUCUCAUUAUUAUGAUAUUGCUGAGCUAAAAAUGGGAGGAUUCUUUUACAUCUUUGGCUUGCUGUUUUUUAAAUCCGAUGGUCGAAUACCUUGUGCACAUGCAAUUUGGCAUGUGUUUGUUGUUAUAGCAGCUGGGUUGCAUUAUUAUGCUAUACUAAGUCAUGUCUUUCCAAUGAUUAAUUCUUCAGAUAAUUUCGUGACGAAAGAUGUGCCAUCACUACCUACAUUAUUAAAAUCUCAUAUUGAAGAACUAUAAAAAUAUAUUUUUUAGCAUUAUUUUCCUAUAUAACAAAAAUUGUAUAAAUUAACACUUUUUAGAGGAAAUUCAUGUACAAGGAUUUUAAUGACUGUAUUUAAUCUUUACAUGUUUUAUAAUUAGUUAACUUCACAAAUAGAAAAUUUGUAAUGUGAAAAUGUAAUAUAUUUAGAAAGCAAUUACAUUAAGUACCUGAGAGGAAAUUAUAUUCACAAAUUGUGAAUAUUAAAAUAUUACUAAGUGGACUGGUAGCAGGAAGCUAUCACUUCGUUCUAACAAAAGACUAGUAUUUAAAUUGUAAAUUUUAAUAUAUUUAUACCAAAAGAACAAAUUAUAUGUUUUAGUAAUUUAGAAAAUUAAAUGUAAUACUCCUUUCAGAUAAUGCCCAAAACAUUCUACAGUGAUUAUUUUUUUAAAAUGCUAAAUGUUUUUCUUUUAUAGUACAUAAAUACUUACAUUAUCACAUCCUUUAAUGUAAAAUAUAUACGAACAUCCUGUAAUCAACAUACUAGUUACCUAAUAAGUAAGGAAAAAUUGUUUAUGUUAGAGAUUAACUAAAGCCUACAAGAAUGACUUUUGUAUUUAUGAACAUAUUGUGUCAAUGAAUUGUACAACUUGAAUAACAUGUAAGGGAAAAUAUUCAUAAGUAGUAAAUUCAUUAAUUAUAUGGAGAAAAACAUAUAAGAAGAUUUAUUUUCUUAAACAAA
Osmia lignaria (orchard mason bee) is the source of this 1535-nucleotide messenger RNA. Its product is annotated as monocyte to macrophage differentiation factor 2. Gene Ontology annotation, molecular function: pore-forming activity. Gene Ontology annotation, cellular component: membrane. Lineage: Eukaryota; Metazoa; Arthropoda; Insecta; Hymenoptera; Megachilidae. The record is from RefSeq and is a predicted model, not a curated record.